Eruca vesicaria subsp. sativa (arugula) is the source of this 456-nucleotide messenger RNA. NCBI's taxonomy places the organism in Eukaryota, Viridiplantae, Streptophyta, Magnoliopsida, Brassicales, Brassicaceae. The record is from the annotation of a GenBank genome assembly.
AUGGGUCAAGGAGAGGAUGAGAGUAGCAAAGGAUUUGCUGAGGAAGCAGCUAACAAGCAUCAUCAGUACGGUACGUUUCAAAGUGUUGUUAACUACCCUCCUCCUCCGCAUCAGAAUUAUCAUCCGGUCACUGGUUUUCCUGGAGUUUACGGUUCCUCUGCUCCUCAUUUCCCCCAUGGUUAUCAAACCGUUCCAGUCUAUGGCGUUGCUGAAGGAAGACCUCUGAUUGUGAGACAACGCCGCCUUCCUUUCUGUGGAAUUGGUCUUGGAUGGUUCUUGUUCGUAGCUGGAUUUUUCCUUGGAGCAAUCCCUUGGUAUGUCGGAAUGGUCAUCAUGAUGGAUGGAAGAAGGGUUGACCACAGGGAGAAACCAGGUUACAUUGCUUGCACCAUCGCUGCUGCUCUUGCCACGAUCACUCUGAUUCUGAGUUUUUCUAAAGGAGCAGAAGACGGGUGA